Acanthisitta chloris (rifleman) is the source of this 1137-nucleotide messenger RNA. It is a transcript of the gene SLC25A4, whose product is annotated as solute carrier family 25 (mitochondrial carrier; adenine nucleotide translocator), member 4. Gene Ontology annotation, molecular function: ATP:ADP antiporter activity. The annotation marks the transcript as partial. Gene Ontology annotation, biological process: mitochondrial ATP transmembrane transport; mitochondrial ADP transmembrane transport. NCBI's taxonomy places the organism in Eukaryota, Metazoa, Chordata, Aves, Passeriformes, Acanthisittidae. The transcript is spliced from 3 exons. Gene Ontology annotation, cellular component: mitochondrial inner membrane. The record is from RefSeq and is a predicted model, not a curated record.
CUCGCUACCGUCCCGUUCUUCUCCGUGCAGGUCCAGCAUGCCAGCCAACAGAUCACGGCCGAUAAGCAGUACAAGGGCAUCAUGGACUGCAUAGUCCGCAUCCCCAAGGAGCAAGGCUUCGCUUCCUUCUGGAGAGGCAACAUGGCCAAUGUCAUCCGGUACUUCCCCACCCAGGCCCUCAACUUCGCCUUCAAGGACAAGUACAAGCAGAUCUUCCUGGGGGGAGUGGACAGGCACAAGCAGUUCUGGCGCUACUUCGCAGGGAACCUCGCGUCCGGGGGCGCUGCGGGAGCCACCUCGCUCUGCUUCGUGUACCCGCUGGAUUUCGCCCGGACCCGGCUGGCAGCUGACGUGGGCAAAGGAUCGGCUGAGAGGCAGUUCGCUGGGCUGGGCGACUGCAUUGCCAAGAUCUUUAAGUCGGAUGGCUUGAAGGGCCUGUACCAAGGAUUUAGCGUGUCUGUCCAGGGCAUCAUCAUCUACAGAGCAGCCUAUUUUGGGGUGUACGAUACGGCCAAGGGUAUGUUGCCUGAUCCAAAGAAUGUGCAUAUCAUAGUGAGCUGGAUGAUUGCCCAGAGUGUUACUGCAGUGGCAGGGCUGGUUUCUUACCCUUUUGAUACUGUGCGACGUAGGAUGAUGAUGCAGUCUGGCCGAAGGGGAGCUGAUAUUAUGUACACGGGCACAAUUGAUUGCUGGAAGAAGAUAGCUAAAGAUGAAGGAACCAAUGCAUUCUUCAAAGGUGCCUGGUCGAAUGUGUUGAGAGGCAUGGGCGGAGCUUUUGUAUUGGUACUUUAUGAUGAAAUCAAGAAGUAUGUGUAAAACUUAACAUCGAAACGUAGUAGUUCAAUUGAUCUACAUCAGCUUUUUAAGAAAUAUGCUCUUGUGAUGCAAUGGACAAUGAAAUAUUUCCUAGGGAAACAGAAUAAAAUUUGAGUAACGUAUCUGAGAGAUGAGGAUGCAUUAAUUUAAAAAUUGUCCAUUAUAUCACAGAUACAUUUGUGUAUGAGAUCCUUCAGCAUUUGUAAUGGAACCUGUGUAUAUAUUAUAUAUCAAAUUGCAGGUAAUUUAUUUUGUCUAGAGACAAGACUUAGGUGGUCUAUACCUAGUCUAAAAUCUAAUAUUGUGAACUCUUAAGAGUGA